AUGCAGUCUGCUAUUCUGUUGCUCGCUGCCGCUGGUGCCGCCUCGGCCCAACUCGCCACCGUUUCUGAGCCUGCUCCCUCUGCCAUCGACGCUGCUGCUGCCACCGCCGUCCCUUCUUCCCCCGUCUCCAACGUCCAGGGUCUUGCUUUCAAGAAUUUUUACCAGAUCUGGUUGGAGAACAUUGACUACGGCAAUGCUUCCGAUGACAGCAACCAGCAGUACCUGGCUUCCAAGGGUAUCACCUUGACCAACUUCUGGGCGGUCGCUCACCCUUCGGAGCCCAACUAUGCUUCCACUGCUGCUGGUGACCAGUUCGCUAUGGACAACGACAACUUCAAUCAGAUUCCCGAGAACGUCUCCACCAUCGUUGAUGUGUUGGAAACCAAGGGAAUCUCUUGGGGUGAAUACCAGGAGGGUCUCCCCUACGCUGGUUUCCAGGGCUUCAACUACUCCAACCAGGAGACCUAUGCCAACGACUACGUCCGCAAGCACAAUCCUCUUAUCCUCUUUGACAACGUUGCCGGAAAUGCUUCCCGUGCUUCCCAGAUCAAGAACUUCUCCAGCUUGUGGUCUGACAUUGAGAACAACACUCUCCCCCAGUGGGCUUUCAUCACCCCCAACAUGACCAACGAUGCUCACGACACCAACAUCACCUUCGCCUCCAUCUGGGAGCGUGGUUUCGUUGAGAAGCUCGAGAACUCUACUGACUUCUGGAACGAGUCUCUUAUCUUGCUGACCUUUGACGAGACCGGUGACUACCCCAUCAAAAACAAGGUCUUCUCUGUCCUCAUCGGUGGUGCUAUUCCCAGCAACUUGGUUGGCACCGUUGAUGACACUUUCUACACUCACUACUCCACCUUGGCCACCGUUCAGGCUAACUGGGGUCUUCCUUCCCUUGGUCGCUGGGACUGCGGUGCCAAUAUCUUCCAGAUUGUAUCCAACAAGACUGGAUACACCAACUACCAGGUCGACACCACCAACUUGUACAUCAACUCCUCCUUCAUUGGUCCUCUCUCCACCAACACCUACUCCAACUACUCCUCCGUCUGGCCCGUCCCUGCCACCGGUAACGAGACUUGCUCUGCUGGUCACGGUAUCCUUGCCUCUGUCAAGUCUACCUGGGGUUCUCUUGCUGCCACCUACAACUACACCAGCCCCUUCCCCUUUGACACCGCUUCGAAGAAGGAUAUUAACAUUCCUUUCUCCCGCAACGGUACCACCUGGGUCUCUGGUGUCAACAACACUGACGUGACCUCCAGCAAGUCCUCAAACUCUACCGGCACCACCACCGGUACCAGCACCAGCUCUUCUUCUAGCAGCACCUCUACCGGAGCUGCCUCCGUCAACGGUGCUUCCGGUGUCUUGGCUCUUGCCGCCGGUGCUGUCUUAGCUUUUGCCUUGUAA
Messenger RNA from Talaromyces amestolkiae, 1404 nucleotides. RefSeq lists its product as uncharacterized. The transcript is spliced from 2 exons. NCBI's taxonomy places the organism in Eukaryota, Fungi, Ascomycota, Eurotiomycetes, Eurotiales, Trichocomaceae. Gene Ontology annotation, biological process: phospholipid catabolic process. Gene Ontology annotation, molecular function: hydrolase activity, acting on ester bonds. The coding region runs from base 1 to 1404 and encodes 467 amino acids. The record is from RefSeq and is a predicted model, not a curated record.